AUGUAUGCGGAUGAUACUCAAAUCUUUUCAUCCUCUUUUGAUGCAAAUGAACUUAUUAUAAAAUUAAAAUCGGAUCUUGCCCAUGAAUGUAGCUGGCUUAAAGAAAACAAGUUGCAGAUGCAUCCAUCCAAAGGAAAAAUGAUGUUUAUUGGUUCCCCAUAUAACAUUCAUAAUUUGAUGUGUGAUGUACCCGUUAUGGCUAAUGCAAAACCCAUAUCACGAACUACUACACAAAUGUGUUUGGGGAAUAAAUUAGAUGAAAAUCUUAACUGGGGUAGUCACAUUGAAAUGAUAUGUAAAAAGGUGAGUGCAGGGAUUGGCGUUAUGAGACGCAUAAGACCCUUUGUUGCUAGACAUACCCUAGAAUCUGUUUUUUUAAAGCAGCCUGACUUCGAUUACUGAUCCCCUCUGUGGGAUACUUGUGGUAAGCUGCUCAGAGACAAGUUGCAAAAAUUUCAGUUUCGUGCAGCGAGGGUCUUAACAGAUGCAAAAUAUCAUACUUCAUCAAUCGAUCUUCUUAGUAAUCUUUCUUGGGACACACUUGAAACUAGAUGGUCUUGUGCCAAGUCAGUAUUGAUGUACGAGAUACUUAAUGAACACACUGCGCCUGCUCUUCGAGAGUCUUUUGUGAGCAGAGAAAUAGAUCAAACUAAUUAUCACCUCCGAAACUCUGCAACAAACCUAAGUCUCCCUAGGCCGAAUCGAGAGUCCCUUGAAAAAAUUCAAAUAGCGGCGCUAUGCUUUAAUUGGAAUCGGCUCCCAGACGAAGCAAAAUCAGCCGAGUCAAUAUAUAUGUAUAAUUAUAUAAAAAAUUGCUAA
This is a messenger RNA of Dendronephthya gigantea, 819 nucleotides long. RefSeq lists its product as uncharacterized. The record is from RefSeq and is a predicted model, not a curated record. Lineage: Eukaryota; Metazoa; Cnidaria; Anthozoa; Malacalcyonacea; Nephtheidae.